AUUCUCAUUCUUCUCUCUUUUAGUAGCUAUUUCUAUCUUUAUCUCUGAAACAAAAAAUUUCCCAAAUCUCAAAACCCUAAUUCGAAAAUCAACCAUGGGAAACACAGAGAAGCUUCUGAAUCAGAUCAUGGAAUUGAAAUUCACCUCAAAAUCUCUUCAACGCCAAGCAAGAAAAUGCGAAAAAGAAGAGAAAUCCGAAAAACUGAAGGUGAAAAAAGCAAUCGAAAAAGGUAACAUGGACGGUGCACGAAUCUACGCUGAAAACGCGAUCCGAAAACGUACGGAGCAGAUGAACUACCUCCGAUUGUCCUCCCGAUUGGACGCCGUAAGUGCUCGUCUCGAUACACAGGCGAAGAUGUCUACGAUCAGCAAAUCGAUGGGGAAUAUUGUGAAAUCGUUGGAAUCGUCCUUGGCAACGGGGAAUUUGCAGAAGAUGUCGGAGACGAUGGAUCAAUUCGAGAAGCAGUUUGUGAAUAUGGAGGUUCAAGCUGAGUUUAUGGAAAGUGCUAUGGCGGGAUCGACUUCCCUUUCAACUCCGGAAGGGGAGGUUAAUAGUUUGAUGCAACAGGUGGCGGAUGAUUAUGGUUUGGAAGUUUCUGUCAAUCUUCCGGUGGCGGCUGCUCAUGCUGUUCCGGUUAAGGAGAAGGAUGCUGAGAAGGUUGAUGAGGAUGAUUUGUCAAGGCGUCUUGCUGAGCUUAAAGCUAGAGGUUAAUGUAAUGCUGUUCUUGCUUGAAGAAUGAAGAAGAAUCCACUCUUUGUUAUUAUAUACUAUUGGUAUUAUGUUAUAAUUUCGUACUUUUGAAGAGUGGUUUUGUGUAUAAUUAACUGAAUUUCGCUGGUUCCGUUUAACAUUUAAGAUAUAAUGUUAUGUUUGUGUGUAGACUUUGGUUAUAUGUUUAUAUUUGAUUGCUUCUUUUGUUC
Medicago truncatula (barrel medic) is the source of this 921-nucleotide messenger RNA. Its product is annotated as ESCRT-related protein CHMP1B. The transcript has a single exon. Gene Ontology annotation, biological process: vacuolar transport. Bases 95 to 712 code for a protein of 205 amino acids. The record is from RefSeq and is a predicted model, not a curated record. NCBI's taxonomy places the organism in Eukaryota, Viridiplantae, Streptophyta, Magnoliopsida, Fabales, Fabaceae.